Molecule: messenger RNA, 3773 nt
Organism: Myiozetetes cayanensis
Lineage: Eukaryota; Metazoa; Chordata; Aves; Passeriformes; Tyrannidae
Gene: LSMEM1
Product: leucine rich single-pass membrane protein 1
Exons: 4
Coding region: 2919-3368 (149 amino acids)
Source: RefSeq, a predicted model, not a curated record
GAUGCUACGUGACAGCCUUUCUUGCUGUCUUUCAAAGGUGUAUCUUACUUGCAUGUGGUCUUGCACAACAACCUACUAUUGAUUUGUCACUGCUUUUGUAAUGGUCAAAUGUUUUCUAGUUCUGGUGUUGCAAAAAAGAUAAGGUGUCCCUUAUCCUACAGGAGCCAUUCCAGCUCCCCUAUGUUCGUAAUGUUGAAACCUACUCCUCUACUCUCAGUUUCUGGCUCUAGGGGACUGAAAUGUGCCAGUAACUGAGAACUGUCUUAGGAAUGGUGUGUGGGGGUUAUGAAAUAAAGACACUAAAACCUAGGUAGCUGGAGCCUCUGAACCUGAAGAUCUGUAGAAGCACUUGUUUUAAUAAACAUUCUCAAAAUGGUAGGUCAGGCUAUCAGCAGAGGAAGUAAACCUUGCAUCAAAAAAACCUCACCAGCCCCUGAGAACUACUGCUUACUCUGAUAAGGGAAAGUUUGGUUUGGGGUGGGGUGGUUUUUUGGUUGGUUGGUUGGUUUGGGGUUUGUUUUUUUCAGGGGAGGAGUUGUUUUUUUGUUUGUUUGUUUCCCCCAAGUUUCUGGGUUAUGGCAGAACCUAUUCCAGAAAAUUUAUAUAUACUAAUAAAUUGUACCUUCUAAGUUACCCUUUUUUCCCCCUCAAAUAACUGAUUAUGUAACAACUUGUUUGGCUUACAAAACUGAUCACUGACCCCAAAUGAAGGCCUUCAACUGAAAUCUGCAAUAUGAUGAACAUGUGUUGUCAGUGUCACACAAGCAAAGAAGAAACUUCUGACCCUUGAACUAGAAGAAGCUUGUGCUUGCCCAGGCCAAGUCUGUCCCCUUUGAGUUAAACUGUUCCCUUAAGCCUGAUGGUCUCUCCUGUGGCUUCUGGGUAGUCAGCUUUGGUGUCCUUUGCCCACGUAAAGGAACACUUUUGAUAGCUUCCUGUCCAGUAUUUCUACAACGCUUCCUGGCAGGUGGCCAAGCAUGUGGUUGCCCUUUCCCUUGUUACACGGUAACUGCCAACCAUAGUGACCAGGAUGGCUUCCAGGAGCUGUUGGAGGAAAAGACAGGCUGUUUUGCUGCCCUGGAGGGAUCGGAUGGGUUUGUAGACCUUUUCAAGCUUAGAACUGAAGAGGCCUGAGUCCUUGUCUUACAACUAUGUUGGUGUCAGGACUCUUGUGGGAAUGGAAGCAAGGGGUUUUUUUUCUGGCUUGCAGAUCCUUACUUGGAGGAAGGACUUCUCGGAGACCUGCACAGAAAAGUAAUGAGCUGUUACAUCUGUGUUGCUGGCCCAGCUAGUCAGACUGGGUAGUGGCAGAGCUUGCACGUAGGAGCUACAAGUCAGGUUUAUUCUCUCGGUUUCCUGAUAGAAAAGUGUGUUUAUUGUCAGUUUAAAGAGGUUCAGAAUUUUAGACAUAGAAUGGCUUCAGAAAGGAUUUAUUAUUUUGAGCUCUGCGUGUCAGCUUCCUGUCAGUGCAGCAUGCUGUAACAUUGCCUUCUGCAACAUCAGCAAGGAAAAAAGUGAUCCAAAGAACUGUUGGUAAAGGAGCAAUUACAGUACUCACCAACAUUCCUCAGAAUUUAAUUUCUAAACAACUAAGGAUGAUAUAUAAAUUAGUCCACCCCACAAUAAUGUUCCACUUGAAUUUUUAAGGUGUAUGGGAGAAGGAGGAAAAGACCUUGAUUUUUCUAGUAUAUGCCUUUAAAAUACUCAUGACUACAAUACUGUAGAUAUGACUCGUGCAUAGCAAACUGGUUGCUCAUAGCUACAGUGUCAUAGAUAUGACUCUUGUGCAUAGCAAAUGAGUUUUAAACAGGCAUUAAACCUAAAAGGUUUGGCACUAACCAAAAGGCCAGUGAAAUAUCGAUCAUCAGUAACAAACCUCAUUCUCCAUGACAGGACAUUAUCGUGACUCUGAUAUAAUAAAAAAGAGCUGUAUAUGUGCUGAUUUCUUUUUUAGCAGUUCAAUAUUGUGAAGUCAGUACACUUAGCCAAGUUGAAUGCUAAAUAUAGACUGAAAGGGGCAGUCUGUUUCAUAGCUGUCUUUAUGGGUCCUGCAGGACUCAACAGGUUCCUAUGGGUCUAAAAGUAGAGAGAAGAACGGCAGAACAAGUUUUCUUCACAUGAUUUUCACUGACUGAUUUCUUCCAUACUGGCACAUUAACUGAAUUAACUCAUGUUGUAAGUAAUGUUUCAUUCUGCUGGGUUUUAACCUUUUAGAUUUUAUUUCGUUUUCUGUGAAGAAUUUUUAGUGUGUUUUCAUUCUACGUUCUAAUUUUACCUCAGCAGCUUAAGAAGAAAUUUAAAAGUUGGAUCGGAGAAAAAGUCUUCAAAGUACAGGAUAAAGUGAACCUCAAAACCCCAGUGUUUAGAUUAGUUUGGUGGGAAAAUAAUCAAUACUUUUGGCCAAUGACACUGAUGUCUGUAACCUUUCUCCUUUGUUUGUCAUGUCAAUGGAAUCAAACAAAUGUAAUGUAAACUUUGUUGAAUUAAUAAUGGUUAUCUUCCCUGUGGUUACAUGCACAAAUGCUUAAAAAAUUAAUAGUAAAUGCAGAAACUUAUAAUUCAUAUCAGUAAUGAAUCUUAUUACAGCUUAAGUUGUUAAGAAGAGUCUUCUCUGAAGUUGCAGGGAGGUACUAAUCAAAAUAUCCAAGAGAAACAACUGAUCUUCAGAAGCUAAAAAUAACCAAAAGCCUUUGUGCACGAGGUGCUAACUUUUAGUAUGCUGUUCGAAUGCAGGGCUCUGUAGUGAUCGCAGUUGGCUACAGAUGUGCAUGUGGGGAGAGAGCAGAGCCAGUGCUGGCAGGGACGUGGUUCGCAGAUGUGCUGCCUGGUGCCACAUGAUGUUCUAGAGGAAGGAGAGUGGACACAGCUGUCUGUUCUGAAGUUACUGCUGCACACCUAAACGUCAUACACUAGAUACAAUGGAGAGGCCUUCCUUGGAAAUUAACCUGCCUGAUACUCAUGAAGAAGGAAAACUUUAUGUAGUUGAUUCCUUAAACAACCUAAACAAGCUAAAUGUUUGUCCAGAUGAAUCCCAGCAUUCACUAGAUGAGGAGAACACUGAUGGCACUGGAGAAAACAUGGCAGGGAGCAACACAAGAAAUCAGUGUUUGUUCUUCGUCACUUUUAUUCUUACUUUGAUCAUCAGUUUGGCACUUGUUUCAUUUGUAAUAUUCUUAAUAAUCCAGACUAGAAACAAGAUGGACCAAAUAUCAAGCAGACUACUGUCUGAAAAGAAGAACAUAGAAGAGCUGAAGAAAAUUAACAAUAUUUUAUUAAAGCAUCUAAAUCAAUCAGGGAUUAAGCAUAAGUCUUCUGAUCUUCAUGAUUACUUAUUUUCCCACGCUGAGCUCAAAGUCCCUGGAGAGUAGAUCUUCUUUGGAAUGAAAUUCAGCAUAUUCAUGACUCAGAUAUUUGUACAUAUGUCACACAGAUUGCUUAAACAUUCUGAUAUGGUCACCAGAGCAUUGGAAAAGCCAGCUGAAUGAAAAAUAUUAGAAAAUAAUAUUUUAUCCUGGUUUAUUUGGACAUAGAUUUUUAAAACUAAGCCCAUUGGAUUCACAAUAAACAACAGUAAGGGCCUAGUUUUACUUGAAAUGUAAGUGAAUGAUCACAGAAAAUCAUGAUUUCUAUUCACAUGAUUCCAGCAUGACCUUGUUCAAUUAAUCAUUCUCCUGUUUCUUUGGUACAAGUUUUGUGUUUGUUUUUAAUAUUAUUUGCAUUUAAGGAUAACUUUGGAUUUCAUAACUUAUAAAUAAAUCCAUUUCUGCCAUAGA